This is a messenger RNA of Balaenoptera ricei (Rice's whale), 6924 nucleotides long. It is a transcript of the gene NEDD4, whose product is annotated as NEDD4 E3 ubiquitin protein ligase. The record is from RefSeq and is a predicted model, not a curated record. Gene Ontology annotation, molecular function: protein binding; sodium channel inhibitor activity; ubiquitin protein ligase activity. The transcript has 27 exons. Gene Ontology annotation, biological process: receptor catabolic process; receptor internalization; ubiquitin-dependent protein catabolic process. The coding region runs from base 83 to 4168 and encodes 1361 amino acids. NCBI's taxonomy places the organism in Eukaryota, Metazoa, Chordata, Mammalia, Artiodactyla, Balaenopteridae.
GUUCACCCUCAGCAGCACCGGCUUCUUUUUGAAGUGUUUGAUGAAAAUCGAUUGCCCUUAACAUGUUUGGAAAUGAGAAGAAAUGGCACAAAGCUUACGAUUGCACUUUGCAGCCAGAAGAAGCAAUACUUAUCCUGUGUCAGAAACCUCUGGAGAUGAUUCGGAUAGCAGUGUUCACAUGUGCUUCACGAGACCAACACGGAUUUCAACGUCUAAGGUGGUUCAAAUGAAGCUGACUCCCAGACAGACUACACUACCUCCGUUAAUAAAGGAAAACGUUAAGUCUCAGGAAGGAUCAUCUGUUCCUUCACCUGAAAAUGUUAAUAAAAAGAGCAGCUGUCUGCAGAUUUCACUACAGCCAACAAGGUACAGUGGAUGUCUUCAGUCUGGCAAUGUCUUAGCUGAUGGUGAUGAUGCUUCAUUUACUUGUGUCUUGAAGGAUGGCAGUGCUGUGGUUGAUAAUGAACUGAAUGCUGUGGAUGAUGGUAACCUCUUGAGCAGUCCUGCCAUUUGCAGUGGUAGCCUUAGUCACUUCUCAGCCAGUGAGAAUGGGUCUUAUAGCAGCAACGGUAGUGAUUAUGGGUCAUGCACAAGUAUUACCAGUGGAGGUUCAUACACCAACAGUAUCAUCAGUGAUAGCAGUGGUUAUACUUUUCCACCAACUGAUGAUACCUUUUUUGGUGGAAAUUCAUCUUCUGACAGCAUCUCCAAUAGAAGUUUGCCAAACAGGAAUACUACUCCAUGUGAAAUUUUUUCGAGAAGUAGAAGUACAGUUCCCUUUGUCCAGCAUGACCUGGAUCGUGGACUAGAGAUUAUGAAAUUGCCAGUGAGCAGGAACUCGAAAAUUCCACUAAAACGUUGUUCAUCCUUAGUCAUUUUUCCUAGGAGUCCUUCAAAUACCCCACCAACUUCUCUAACAAGUACAGGUACUCCUCCAAGCAAAGGAUCCUAUCAGACCUCACACCAGUUUAUUAUUUCUCCUAGUGAAAUUGCCCACAAUGAAGAUGGCAGUAGUGCUAAGGGAUUUCUUUCAACAGCUGUCAAUGGACUUCGGUUAUCUAAAACAAUCUGUACUCCCAGAGAAGUAAGAGACAUACAACCUCUUCACAGCUCAUUACAAAAGAAAAUUGUUAUUGCAAAUAAUAGUCCAAAUCAGACUGUCUGUGAAAAGUCAUCUGAAGGAUAUUCUUGCGUUUCAGUGCAUUUCACCCAACAAAAAGCAACUGCAUUAGAUUGUGAAACAGCAAAUGGUGAUUGUAGACCAGAGAUGUCAGAAAUUAAGCUUAAUUCUGAUUCAGAGUAUAUUAAGCUUAUGCACAGGACAUCUGCAUGUUUACCAUCUUCCCAAAAUGUAGAUUAUCAAAUAAAUAUCAAUGGACAGUUGGAAAGACCACAUUUACAGAUAAACAAAAACCAUGCUUUUUUACAAAGAAGUAUUUCAUUGGGAGGAACUUAUCCAAAUGUUUCCUGUUUAUCCAGCCUUAAGCACAAUUGUUCUAAGGGGGGACCAUCUCAAUUACUCAUAAAGUUUGCAUCUAGAAAUGAAGGUAAAGUUGAUAAUUUAACAAGAGACAGCAACAGAGAUUUCACAAAUGAACUAUCUAAUUCUUUACAGCAUUCUUGUAAGCAUGUGGAACUUCCCCCACCAGGAAUUGAACCCGUGCCCCCUGCAGUGGAAGUGCAGAGUCUUAACCACUGGACCACCAGGGAAGUCCCUGGACCAAUUUUUAUUCAGCGUGUUCCUCACCAGUUUACAAGAGAUGAUUUCCUAGGUCAAGUGGAUGUUCCUCUUUAUCCAUUACCGACAGAAAAUCCAAGAAUGGAGAGACCAUAUACAUUUAAGGAUUUUGUUCUUCACCCAAGAAGUCAGAAAUCAAGAGUUAAAGGUUAUCUGAGAUUAAAAAUGACUUACUUACCUAAAACCAGUGGCUCAGAAGAAGAUAACACAGAACAGGCUGAGGAAUUAGAGCCUGGCUGGGUGGUUUUGGACCAACCAGAUGCUGCUUGCCAUUUGCAGCAGCAACAAGAGCCUUCCCCUCUACCUCCAGGAUGGGAAGAGAGGCAGGAUAUUCUUGGAAGGACCUACUAUGUAAACCAUGAAUCCAGAAGAACACAGUGGAAAAGACCAACCCUUCAGGACAGCCUAACAGAUGCUGAGAAUGGUAACAUUCAGCUGCAAGCCCAGCGUGCAUUCACUACCAGGCGGCAGAUAUCUGAGGAAACAGAAAGUGCUGACAGCCGAGAGUCUUCCGAGAACUGGGAAGUUAUAAGAGAAGAUGAAGCCACCACGUACAGCCAUCAGGCCUUCCCCUCAUCUCCACCAUCAAAUAACUUGGAUGUCCAGACUCAUCUUGCAGAAGAAUUGAAUGCCAGACUCACUGUUUAUGGAAAUUCAGCCACUGGCCAGCCAGUAUCCAGCUCAAAUCAUUCCAGCAGAAGAGGCAGCUUACAAGCCUAUACUUUUGAGGAACAGCCUACACUUCCUGUGCUCUUGCCUACUUCAUCUGGAUUACCACCAGGUUGGGAAGAAAAACAAGAUGAAAGAGGAAGAUCAUAUUACGUGGAUCAUAAUUGCAGAACUACUACCUGGAUAAAGCCCACUGUACAGGCCACAGUGGAGACCAGUCAGCUGCCGUCAAGCCAGGGUUCUUCUGCAGGCCCUCACCCACAGGCCCCCACGAGUGACGCAGCACAGCAGGUGACCCAGCCAUCUGAAGUGGAGCAAGGAUUCCUUCCCAAAGGCUGGGAAGUCCGGCAUGCACCAAACGGGAGGCCUUUCUUCAUUGACCACAACACCAAAACCACCACCUGGGAAGAUCCAAGACUGAAAAUUCCAGCUCAUGUGAGAGGAAAGACAUCACUUGAUUCUUCCAAUGACCUGGGGCCUUUACCUCCAGGAUGGGAAGAAAGAACUCACACCGAUGGAAGAAUCUUCUACAUAAAUCACAAUAUAAAAAGAACGCAAUGGGAAGAUCCUCGGUUGCAGAAUGUAGCAAUAACUGGACCAGCAGUGCCCUACUCCAGGGAUUACAAAAGAAAGUAUGAGUUCUUCCGAAGAAAGUUGAAGAAGCAGAAUGACAUUCCAAACAAAUUUGAAAUGAAACUUCGCCGUGCAACUGUCCUUGAGGACUCUUACAGGAGAAUUAUGGGGGUCAAGAGAGCAGACUUCCUCAAGGCUAGACUAUGGAUUGAGUUUGAUGGCGAAAAGGGACUAGAUUAUGGAGGAGUCGCCAGAGAAUGGUUCUUUCUGAUUUCGAAGGAAAUGUUUAACCCUUAUUAUGGGUUGUUUGAAUAUUCUGCUACGGAUAAUUAUACCCUACAGAUAAAUCCCAACUCUGGAUUGUGUAAUGAAGAUCACCUCUCUUACUUCAAGUUUAUUGGCCGGGUAGCUGGGAUGGCAGUUUAUCAUGGCAAACUGUUGGAUGGCUUUUUCAUCCGACCAUUUUACAAGAUGAUGCUGCACAAGCCAAUAACACUUCAUGAUAUGGAAUCAGUGGAUAGUGAGUAUUACAAUUCACUAAGAUGGAUUCUUGAAAACGAUCCAACAGAACUGGACCUCCGGUUUGUCAUAGAUGAAGAACUUUUUGGACAGACCCAUCAACAUGAGUUGAAAAACGGCGGAUCAGAAAUAGUCGUCACCAAUAAGAACAAAAAGGAAUAUAUUUAUCUUGUAAUACAAUGGCGAUUUGUAAACCGAAUCCAGAAGCAAAUGGCUGCUUUUAAAGAGGGAUUUUUUGAACUGAUACCACAGGAUCUUAUCAAAAUUUUUGAUGAAAAUGAACUAGAGCUUCUGAUGUGUGGCUUGGGAGAUGUCGAUGUGAAUGACUGGAGAGAACACACAAAGUACAAAAAUGGCUACAGUGUAAAUCAUCAAGUCAUCCAGUGGUUUUGGAAGGCUGUUGUAAUGAUGGACUCAGAAAAAAGAAUACGAUUACUUCAGUUUGUCACUGGCACAUCCCGUGUGCCUAUGAAUGGAUUUGCUGAACUGUAUGGCUCAAACGGACCACAGUCAUUUACAGUUGAGCAGUGGGGCACCCCUGAGAAGCUGCCAAGAGCUCAUACGUGCUUUAAUCGCUUGGACUUGCCACCGUAUGAGUCAUUUGAAGAAUUAUGGGAUAAACUUCAGAUGGCCAUUGAGAACACUCAGGGUUUUGAUGGCGUUGAUUAGAUUACAAGUAACAAUCUAUGGUGUUUUACUCCCGCUUUUUUAUAAGCAAAAUCUUGACUUAAAAUUUUCCAGGGAACUACUAACCCUUGGCCAUUGAUGCUUCCCAGAUAUUGGAGAAAAUCACGUCAAAGAAUUAGAAGAAGUAGUAUGACAACUUUUCCAUUAUUUCAUUCACUUAUAUAAGGUGUUGCUUUUACGCAGUUGUUUUGUUCUACCUUGAGUUCACCCUCUAGGAUAUAAGUCCUGUGUGCCUGAAAUCGUGAGUUUUGUCCUUGACAUUUACCUCUUUUACAGUAUUUGCCAGGCAGUUUCUUAAACUACUGAAAUUAUAACUGUGAAAUAUUUGUGAUAAGUGUCAUGUGUGAAAAGUUUGAUGCUUUUUGAGAAGGAAACUGAAAUUGGGGAAAAAAACUUUAAUAUUGAGUACACUACAAUAUACUCAGUGCUGCCUGCAGCUAGUUAUUAUUUUGUAGACCUGCCUACUGCACGUUACUGCCCAGAUUUUUGGAAAAAUCUUAGAAAGUAUGUUACCUAUAUUUUUAGUCAACUGAUUCACUUGCAAAAAGCUGUUUACUUCUUCGUUUUAAAAAGCAUUUGGCUUUUGUUAAUAUGUGGUUUUACUAAGCAAGGUGGUUCAUAAGACGUGAAGCAAAUUCAAAUUUGCGAAGGGUUAAAGGUAUUAACGCCUCCCUCUUGCCUGUACAUCCUUAUGGUUCAUUGGUAGAAUCAUCACUCUUUACUGUGUUAGUUUAGUUAAAAGAAUUCCUUCUUCAAACUAAAGCUUGACAAAGCAGUAUUCCUAAAUAAGCCUUGAAGAACUAAGUUAAAUGUAUAACACUUGCCUUUACUAGUCAUUCUUUACUCUUGCACAAUUAUGUAGUAAAUAUAUGUUUACAGGGUUUAUUAUGUUUACAGAUUAAGCUAAUCUCUGCAGUUGCAUUUUUAUAUUUUUAGUAUUUCACUUUAGUCAAAAAAAAACCAAAUAAUUUGUUAAAAAUAACCAAAGAAUAGUUAUAAUGCAUAAUUUGUAUUAAAUUACCCUAUUUCUUAUGCUUUUUUAAAAACCUAUUUACUAUGAAAAUGUUUUGCUAUAAAUCCAAAACUCUUUAGGCAAAAUGCUACAGAUAGACUCCGACUUUAGCCAAACUGAAGUACAUAAAAAUCCUGUGCAUGCAUUCAGUGAAGGUUUACUGAAUGCCUGCGAGGUGCAUAGCUCUAUCUAGGCCCUGGGGUAAAGGUUGUCAGCUUCAAAGAAAUCUAGCUGAGUCCCCAUCCUCAAGGAACUUAGAGAUGUGUAAAGGAAUUUUCAAACAAUCAAAAGUCGGGGUGAGCAGAAUAAGGCAAAAGGGAAAGUGUUCCAGUGCACCUGCAAACAUAAGUGUGCCAAGACUGUAUUUAUAUAUUUUAUACCUACAUUGGAAUGAUUAUAUAGAAAAUGCUCUUGCAAAAAGAUAAAGCUAUUUCUCAAUAUGGUAUCUUCGUGAUUUAGGGGUAAUUGUAAAUAUAUGUUAUUAAUCUUCUUAAAUACAUACAUACAUAUAUAUAUAUAUAUAUAUGCAUAUUCUGAGAGUUGUAAGAAGUGCAUCUGGCUCUUGGUUAAAGUUUGUUGGGGUCUAACACAAUGGGUACCAUUCAGCACCUGGUAGGGAUCUCCCAUGUGACAGAGGCAAAACCACUUUCCAAACAGCACAUCAGCAACUCAGCUUAGGGAGAGUAAUUCACAGAUCUGUGUACCCUGUGUCUUAUCUUCACCUUGCUAACUAGCAUUCAGGGGAGACCACCAGGUGUAGCCCUAAUUUUAUCACUUACCAAAUGUUUAAACUGAAGCAGCAUACUUCACCUCUCUGGGCUCCUGGUUCUUCACCUGUCAAAGGAAAAUAAUCAUGCGCACUCUCAUUGUCAUGUAAGAUUAUCGUAAAUUCCAGAAAGAUGCUUUGUAAAGUAUCAUACGAUCAGAAGGUGCCUUGUGCUGACCAUCAGAUUUUGUCAAAUCAGGUGUGAACACAAACUACACUCCCAAAGAAAAAUCUCUUCAUUUAAAAAUAAAAUGACUGCUGACAGACAAGGAAGUAGGAACAUCUCUGAUAUUGAAUAUAUACAGAUAUACAUAUGCAUGUUUAUCUGUACAUGGAUCUUACCAUCAGAAUUCAUUUUUUCCACAUGAGCAAAGUAAUAUUAAUAUGGGCCAAUGCAUUUUGGAAUGUUCUCAUUAUGUAGAACUGAAUGUGAAAACUAUUUUUGUUAAAACAAGAUUUUACCACAUGACUGUUUAAAUAUCGCUUCUGUGAAAUACAGCAGAUAUCAGAGCCUGAGAAAAUAUAAAGCUUGCUUUUCGUCCGACUCAUUCACUUGGAUGAUUCUGUGACUCAGAUAAAACAGGGUGUUAAAGAGACCAGACACUCCCAACCAGCCCCCAGCCACAGACCAUCAUCUCCCAGGUGUGCACUGAUGGUCCAAAAGGAACCUGUAUCAAGCAACACAGCCCCUCAUCCCAGAUAGCAAAGUUUCUCAAAUGCAUUCUACGGCUGGAAGUAAAUAGGGUCAUUUAUGUAAAGCAAGGACGUCGGGUUUUUUUUAGAAUUAUAAGCACAUAAUUUUAGCCUAUUAUUUUCUCUGUAAUCAAACAAAUUUUAACAGACAUAAAAUUGUGCUACAAAUGCAUUUCAUCCUAAUUUAAAUGGUUAUUUGUUUUCAUUUUUUAUUUAUAAUGCUGAAAUUAUUCCAGAGAAUUAUCAAGUUAAACAAUUCGUUUGGAU